CCGCCCACCGCGCUGCUCCCCCUGCGGUCUGCUGCUAGGGCGGCAGCGCCCGGCUCUGCGCACCAUGGCCGGGCUGCUGGCGCUGCUUAGCCCCGCGGGCCGGGUGGGCGCCCGGGUUCGUUGCCGCGCCACCUGGCUCCUGGGCGCCGCCGCCCCUUGUGUCCCGCCGCCGGUGUUCCUGCCGCUGCUCGGGCCCGGGCCGGACGCCCAGCUGCUGCGCGCCGCCCGCGGGAACUACCAGGGCCGUCAGGACCCCAGCAAAAUCACUGUGACCACAGGCAGCAAUAUCAAGGGCACAGAGGAGGAAAAGCUAAGCAAGUCGCAGCAGCUGAAAAAGAUUUUUCAAGAAUAUGGUGCCGUGGCAGUGUCACUGCACAUUGGAAUCUCAUUAAUCUCCUUGGGAAUGUUUUACAUGGUUAUUUCAAGUGGUGUGGACAUGUCAGCCGUCCUACUUAAACUCGGCUUUAAAGAGUCACUGGUCCAGUCGAAAAUGGCGGCCGGCACAAGCACCUUUGUGGUGGCCUACGCCAUCCACAAGCUGUUCGCGCCCGUGAGGAUCAGUAUUACCUUAGUUUCUGUGCCCUUGAUUGUCAGAUACUUUCGGAAAGUGGGAAUUUUUAAACCUCCAGCGGCAAAGCCUUGAUGAACUCUUCAACUGUGGGCCUGAAAACCUAUUUCUUGUAAAUGACACAUGCUAGAUUGGUUUUAGGAUGUAGGUUUUGUGGUGGGUGGGUAGCAAGGGCUAAUUGUUGCAUUCUCACAAAUAGGAUUUACUUUUGCCAGCAAAAAUUCAGGGUUUCAAAUCAUUGUAGUUUUUCUGCUUUAAAGUUUGGGUAAUGCUAUUCAUCACAGGGCUUGUCUGCAUACUCUAAAAAUGUCAGCAGAACACCACCAAUGAGUUGUCAUGUCAGACAAAACCGUCAGCCAGGAAAUGUUCCUUCCAGAAGACCAUUGGUGAGGGUCUGCCUGCAAGAGCCUCAGGGGUUCGUCUUUGCUCAAAUUCUUGAAGGGUGGUGAUUCAUUAAGCUGAUUUUUAAAAUUCCCCUUCCUCCCAUACAUGUCAGGCUGCUGCUGCUGCUGCUGCUAAGUCACUUCAGUCGUGUCCAACUCUUAGUGACCCCAUGGACUGCAGCCUACCAGGCUCCUCCAUCCAUGGGAUUUUCCAGGCAAGAGUACUGGAGUGGGGUGCCGUUGCCUUCUCCAACUUGUCAGGCUGCCUGCAGUUUAAUAUGCAGUAUUGUGCAAAACAGAGUCCAGUGCUACAAUUAAUGAAGCAGAAUUGAGGACUUCCCAAUAUGUAAUCAGGAUCUAAAUUAGCAUCAACACUUUGACAUUCAUUACACUUGUUUGGGCAAAGAAAACAAACAAGUAUUUCUGGUAUGUUUCAUUGAUUCCCAAACAUCUUCAAAUCUGGACAUGUAGAGCCUGCCUCAGCUGGUUUUUCACAAAUUUCAUUAAAAUAGGUCAGAAUCAUUUGUCUCUUUAGGUAAAAAAUGGAAACUUUGUCCAAUAGUAAUGGCAUCAGUUGGCUCCACUGCAUGUAUAUGGAAAACUGAGACAAUCUUGGCCUAACUCACUCUGUCUCAGACUUCAGACAUUCCAGAAUCACUGUCACAAUGUUUACACUGAGUUGCUAUUUCUAUUUUUUAAUUGAGUUAAAAUUAUGUGUGUAAAAAAAAGAUUUUGUAUCACUCUCUAAAAAAGGAAAGUUACUAGCAGUUUCUGUAAAUAAGAGGCCACUACAAAAUAUAUAAUACAGUAAUAAUACAAGCCGGGGAGGGAUGGAGCCAGUUUACCAGAUAAAGGGGGUGUGACCUGAGACCCCACAUUCUCUGUUAGGGACAUUUAAGAAUAGAAAUCGAAGCACACACACUCAAAUUGAGACUUUCUCUGCGGAAUAGUCAGAAGCAGGCAACAGAGAAGGAAUGUCUUCCGGUAGGCUUCAGCGUCACUGACAGCCGCCCCGCCCCGGGCCGGGUUCCUGCAGGGCACCUGCUCCACACCCAGGAACCCCACUGUAACCCGUCUGCCCCUCUGCCAUGGAUGAGGGGUUGUGUUUAUCUUUCUGGCUCCCAGAUUUACUUUUUAUUUUAGUUUUUUGGUUUGAUUAACUACACUUGUGACAAUCAGAAAACUAAAGCAACUGUGAACUGAUCGUCCUGGUUUUACUGAGCUCGGACUAUUGACAUUUUCCUAGUUAGACCUUAGUGAUCCACAUCAAUCGGUUAUUUCAGUUAACUUUUAAAAGUAUCUUCGUGGGACAGAUUCUCCACUUGCAAGAUCUUUAAAGUGCAUUGGGUAUUUUCUCCCCUUUUAAAGCAGUUAGCCCAUUGCCAAAAAGUUUUAGCCAUUUAAAGUUGGAACUGUCUUUCUGGGGUCUAAUUCCAAGGACCAUGGACACAGCAGAACAAGAUGAAGGCACCAGGGCUAGGUAAUUCCUUGUGAGGCAGGACCAGCACUUCUGUGUUGCUGUCUCUAUGGCAACAGUUAGCUGUGGGCUCCUAACCACCUUCCACACCGGCUUCCCAACCCAUUCACAUCCUGAGUAAUGCCUAUGCAAAAAAGCCCACAGGGAUUCCUCCAAGUUUAAGGGCUUAAAUCUCAAACUUUGAUUCUGUUUGGAGAAAUGAGAGUGGACUGAAAGGGCAAGCAAUAAAUUAUCAUACCAAAUAGCCAUAGCGUUUGCUUCUAAGCCCCAACGCCACUCCACUCCUGUGGCCAGUGGUCAAAACAGAACAGAGUUAACUAGAGAGGAGAGAAAGUCAAAGGAUCAGGGAACUAGAGCAUUAUGUGAAUUCACCAGCAAGAUGUACAGAUUGCUUGUAUUUUGUUUUUAUGGAACUAGGGGAAUAGAACUGAUUAUCUAUUUUAGAAAUGUAAGCCAUUGUUCACCUCUAAUUUUUUAAUCUGACAAAAUGAGCAGCUUAAGUUCCAUGAAACGAAUAAACACCUUUGUAAAGUU
Messenger RNA from Bubalus bubalis (water buffalo), 2962 nucleotides. RefSeq names its product family with sequence similarity 210 member B (gene MIMS2). Bases 65 to 643 code for a protein of 192 amino acids. Gene Ontology annotation, cellular component: mitochondrion. The record is from RefSeq and is a predicted model, not a curated record. The transcript is spliced from 3 exons. NCBI's taxonomy places the organism in Eukaryota, Metazoa, Chordata, Mammalia, Artiodactyla, Bovidae.